This is a messenger RNA of Rhododendron vialii, 2684 nucleotides long. Its product is annotated as histone-lysine N-methyltransferase, H3 lysine-9 specific SUVH4-like. NCBI's taxonomy places the organism in Eukaryota, Viridiplantae, Streptophyta, Magnoliopsida, Ericales, Ericaceae. The transcript is spliced from 15 exons. Gene Ontology annotation, cellular component: nucleus. The record is from RefSeq and is a predicted model, not a curated record. The coding region runs from base 252 to 2417 and encodes 721 amino acids. Gene Ontology annotation, molecular function: histone methyltransferase activity; protein binding; zinc ion binding.
ACAUUUCCAUCAUUUCCCUUGUUCCUAGGUAGUGGAACUGAGAGACAUCUCUCUCUCUCUCUCUCUCUUUUUUUUUUUUUUGGUAACAACUCUCUCUCUCACACACUUUGUUGCUCUCCCCUUCCUACCCUUUGGAGUGCCCGGGGGUGAGAGCUCCAACCCUAGUUCCAAAGUCCCCAACCCUAUUCUGUUUCCUUACUCUGCAGUCCUCGUGUUCCAUUUUGCACAUUCGUUAUCUCUGGGGUUGAAGAAUGGUGGUGAAGCCGGUUCGCAUUAGUAGAUGUGGAAAUGGUAGCAAUGGUACUAGUCUCGACAAUGGAGUUCGUCUUACAGCCGAGGAUCACCAUGUGGUCGUUUCGGAGGUUUCUGUGGGCGAUGAUGAUACUACUGUAAAAGUAAAAUGCGAGCAAGUUAGCCCAGUUACGGAGAGGAGGAGCAGCGCUAGGAUUCAGAAAUUAAAUAGUGAGAAAGCUGUACGCCUUCGUGGUAGGUCGAAUAACCCGGAAGAGAAAGUUGUUCGGAAGAAGAUUAGGUUGUACGAACGAAGAAAAGGGGGUCAACCAGAUCACGUCGGUGAUGAUAACAAAUCUUCUGAGGGUAACGCUAACAAGGUGGUUUUGGGGUCAAAUAAUAAUAAGAAGAGCAAUGGCUGUUCUUCUAAUGUUAAGGAAGCAGCUCGGGUGAGUCGCUCGAUAGAGGUUGCAGAAGAGACGGGGAUUGGGGGUGGGAAAAGUGCAUGUGCCCUUGUUACCGAGACUUUGAGGUCUUUUAGCAGGCAUUUCCUUCACUUUGUUCAGGAAGAGGAAAAGAGGUGCAAAAGAGGAGAAAAUGAUCAAAAAACAACCAAGGGUUCAAAGUCCAAGGGUUCAAAGUCUAAGAAACGGAAUGCACCUGAAGAUGACACAAAGCGUAGUGCACAACGACCUGAUCUGAAGGCAAUAACCAAGAUGACGGAGACUAAUGCCAUACUGAAUCCAAAUAAAAGAUUUGGUUCCAUUCCAGGUAUUGAUGUGGGGCAUAAGUUCUUUUCACGGGCUGAGAUGGUGGUUGUCGGUUUUCACAGCCACUGGCUUAAUGGAAUUGAUUACAUUGGGCAAAAUGGCAGCAAGGACUAUAGUGGGUACAAAUUACCCCUUGCAAUUGCCAUUGUUUUGUCUGGUCAGUAUGAGGAUGAUCUAGAUAAUUGUGAAGAUAUUGUGUACACUGGUCAAGGUGGGAAUAAUUUACUUGGCAAUAGGCGCCAAGUGAAGGAUCAAGUAAUGGAACGUGGUAAUUUGGCAUUGAAGAAUUGUAUCCAGCAAAAUACACCAGUUAGAGUUGUUCGUGGCCAUAAGUCCGCAGACAGUUAUGUUGGCAAGGUUUACACAUACGAUGGCUUAUACAAGGUAGUCAAGUACUGGGCAGAGAAAGGUGUUUCUGGAUUCACUGUUUUUAAGUUCCAGUUGAAGCGGGUUGUUGGACAACCUGUACUGACCACCAAUCAGGUUCUAAAUGCUCGUGGUCAAAUCCCUAAAUCCAUUGCAGAAAUACGAGGGUUGGUAUGUGAGGACAUCAGUGGGGGUCAAGAGAAUAUUCCCAUCCCUGCUACCAAUUUGGUUGAUGACCCACCUGUUGCACCCUCAGGUUUCACAUAUUGCAAAAGCCUACAAGUAGCAGGAAGCGUGAAGAUACCUCAGAACGCGACUGGGUGCGAUUGCAAAGACAGGUGCACAAAUCCCAAGAGUUGUACUUGUGCAAGACUUAAUGGCUCAGAUUUUCCAUAUGUGCAUCGUGAUGGUGGCAGAUUAGUUGCACCAAUGGGCGUUGUCUUUGAAUGUGGUCCUAAUUGCGGUUGUGGACCUGAUUGUGUCAAUCGAACAUCUCAGAAAGGGAUGAGAUACCGACUUGAGGUUUUCCGCACUCCAAAGAAAGGCUGGGGUGUGAGAUCGUGGGAUCAUAUACCUUCUGGGGCACCAAUAUGUGAAUACAUAGGAAAGCUCAUGAAGACGGAUGAUGUGGACACUGCAUAUGAAAAUGACUACAUUUUUGAUAUUGAUUGUUUACAAACAAUGAAGGGACUGGAUGGAAGAGAGAGACGAUUACGAGAUGUAUCUAUUCCCACAUGCUUGGACAAAAGUGACGAUCAUAGAUCUGACGACGGGCCAGAGUUCUGCAUUGAUGCAGGUUCGACUGGGAACAUUGCCAGAUUCAUCAACCACAGUUGCCAACCUAAUCUUUUCGUUCAGUGUGUUCUGAGCUCACACCAUGACAUCAAGCUUGCUAGAGUAGUUCUAUUUGCAGCGGACAACAUACCUCCAUUGAAGGAGCUUAACUAUGAUUAUGGGUAUGCCCUGGAUAGUGUGAUGGGUCCUGAUGGAAAGGUAAGACAAUUGCUUUGUCACUGCGGUGCAGCUGAUUGUCGGAAGCGUUUGUUUUAGGCUGCUGCAUUGCCAUCCUUCUUUUUUUUUUGUUUAUAUUACUGGUACAUGCUUUUGUCUCUGCUCUCUCCGUCGAUCUCAUAUACUGGUGGGUGUAGGCAAGUAGUUGGUGGCUGUAUUUGCAUUAACUGUUAUAGCUGAUGUACGUUACCACCCCUUCUCUUGGGGAUUUUUCCAUGGUGAAUUGCGUCAAAUGCAGAACAUAUUCCUCUGUAUUCCAAGGAAUCAAAGAUAUGAUAUGGCCAUUUUGGAACUGAUUUGAAACUA